AGCAACAAGCUGCCAUCUGCGGAGUAACGCUAUUUCUCCAUGGCCAUUGUUAAUUCUCCCCGGUAAGGCCGUUGACCGGGCCCAAACCAUUCAUGGGGGUGCUCUGUUGGCAAAUGGACAGGGAGGGGGCGUGGGAUUCCCCCUGGUGGUGGCCAUGACACCCCCCUCCCCCCGUUGCAAUGCCCAGUCCAACACCCUGGUCGGUACCAUCCUUGUCGCGGGCCUUGCUCCUCUGUUGUCCACUUACAUGCAUGUUCCUUGCCGGCCAUUCACACUCUAAAUCCCCCCCAGCUAACGGUGCUCUUGCCCUGACCAGGCCCCUCCGGCACCACCACGGCACUGUGGGGAUGUUCUGCCCUGCCUCUUCUCAAACUUAUAAGCUUAGCACGUCCGGAUCUUCUCCACGAACUUUGAGGCUGAGGUGCAUUUGACAUUCAAGCUACCCCAAAGAUAGAUCUACGGCGUUGUGAAAUCUUGUUACCUAGUCGCCGCCU
Messenger RNA from Chaetomium fimeti, 494 nucleotides. RefSeq lists its product as uncharacterized. The record is from RefSeq and is a predicted model, not a curated record. The transcript has a single exon. Bases 180 to 431 code for a protein of 83 amino acids. Lineage: Eukaryota; Fungi; Ascomycota; Sordariomycetes; Sordariales; Chaetomiaceae.